Molecule: messenger RNA, 615 nt
Organism: Microthlaspi erraticum
Lineage: Eukaryota; Viridiplantae; Streptophyta; Magnoliopsida; Brassicales; Brassicaceae
Source: the annotation of a GenBank genome assembly
AUGAGGGUCUGCUCGCUCGCUUCAGAUCCCUUCCAAAUUUCGAAAGGAUCAAGAGUUGAAAAAGGAAAAAUGGGGCUUUCAUUUGCAAAGCUAUUCAGCAGGCUUUUCGCCAAGAAGGAGAUGAGAAUCCUUAUGGUUGGUCUUGAUGCUGCUGGUAAGACAACCAUUCUGUACAAGCUCAAGCUUGGGGAGAUUGUCACCACCAUCCCCACCAUCGGGUUUAAUGUGGAGACGGUUGAGUACAAAAACAUCAGCUUCACUGUCUGGGAUGUUGGGGGUCAGGACAAGAUCCGUCCAUUGUGGAGGCACUACUUCCAAAACACUCAAGGUCUGAUAUUCGUGGUGGAUAGCAACGACAGAGACCGAGUUGUUGAAGCCAGAGACGAACUUCACAGGAUGUUGAAUGAAGAUGAGCUUCGUGACGCAGUGUUGCUUGUGUUUGCCAACAAGCAAGAUCUUCCAAACGCAAUGAAUGCUGCUGAGAUAACUGAUAAGCUUGGCCUACACUCUCUCCGGCAACGCCACUGGUACAUUCAAAGCACAUGCGCAACCACCGGUGAAGGGUUAUACGAAGGUCUGGAUUGGCUCUCCAACAACAUUGCUAACAAAGCUUGA